This is a messenger RNA of Diorhabda sublineata, 1317 nucleotides long. Its product is annotated as jerky protein homolog-like. The coding region runs from base 1 to 1317 and encodes 438 amino acids. NCBI's taxonomy places the organism in Eukaryota, Metazoa, Arthropoda, Insecta, Coleoptera, Chrysomelidae. The transcript has 2 exons. Gene Ontology annotation, cellular component: nucleus. Gene Ontology annotation, molecular function: DNA binding. The record is from RefSeq and is a predicted model, not a curated record.
AUGGAAUCAGCUUUGUUUGAAUGGUUUAAACAAAAACGUGCUGAAGAGAUUCCUAUCUCUGGACCGAUGGUUUGUGAAAAAGCUAAGUGGUUUCACGAAAGGUUGAAUAUUGAUGAACCAUUUGGAGCUUCACAGGGUUGGUUAUUUAGAUUUAAAAACCGGCAUGGGAUUAGACAAUUAGACAUUCAAUGCGAAAGUCUAAGUGGCGAUUUAACAGUUACUACAGUUUUCAAUGAGGAAUUUGGUUCAUUGAUCUCAAAAUUAAACUUGUCCCCCGAUCCAAUAUACAACGCAGAUGAAUCAGGACUCUUUUGGAAAAUGUUACCGUCGAAAACAUUAGCUGCGCAGUGUGAAAAGUCAGCUCGUGGACAUAAAUCUAAUAAGGAAAGGCUCACUGUCAUGACAUGUUCAAAUGCAUCGGGUACACACAAGCUAAAACUAACAGUGAUCGGGAAAGCUAAAAAACCACGAUCGUUCAAAGGAACAGACGUGAAAAGACUUCCGUGUAACCAUUACAGCCAUCCAAAAGCUUGGAUGAAUCAGGCUAUUUUCAAAGAAUGGUUUUUUCAAGAUUUCGUGCCAUCUGUGAAGAAAUUUCAGGAAGAAAAUGGACUUCCAAAGAAAGCUGUUCUCCUACUUGACAACGCUCCUAGUCACCCAUCAGAAUCUACCCUGAAAACCGAGGAUGGGCUAAUUUUUGUCACCUACCUUCCUCCUAACGUCACAUCAUUGAUACAACCAAUGGACCAGGGCGUCAUUUCUUCCUUAAAACGGAGGUAUAAAAAGAUUUUUCUCCGUUUCCUUCUCCAAGAAAAUUGUGUCGAUUCAAUGAAGGACCUCCUCAAAAUGUGGACAAUAAAAGAUGCCAUUUUUGCUGUUUGUGAUGCGUGGGAAAACUUGCCAUCGAGUACAUUAAGACUUUGCAGGGCAAAAAUUUUGGACCAAGAAUAUGGGGAAGAAGACAACAUGGAUGAGCACGAUGAUCUCCAAAAAGAUGAAAAUGAGGAGGGGUUUGAAAUCCAAACUGAUAGUGACAUUGUAGCGCAUUAUCUUAGUAGUGAUACACCAUCUACUUCUCAACUGCCUGAUUCGGAGGAGAUUGAUAGUGACACAGACAAUUGUUUUGGUCCGACAGAAGAGAAAAUUCAACCAACAAAAGCAAUGGAAGCAAUUGAUAUUCUUCUGAAUUUUUGCGAGCAGGAAAAUUUUGAUUUAAACGACGUCAUCAGUCUCAGAAAAAUCAGGACCGAGGUGAGAAAAGUUAUUGCCAACCGUAAAAAACAAAAACUGAUAACAUCUUAUUUUCGACCUAUGUAA